CGGAGAUGCGUAGAAUUUUUGAAAAUGCACGGAAUUUGAUUGCUUUGAUAUUACUCGUGUCCCUGCACGUUGCCCAGUUUACGCAGCUGUGAAGUGAUGAUUUAAAAAAAAAAAAAAAUCCACGCAUCCAGCAAUCCUUGUCAGGCACGGUGCCACGAAACAAAUCAAAAGUGUCAGGAGCCGCUUAUCUUAAGCAUCUGUAAUUUAACUCGGAUCUCCAGCGUGGAAGCUCAGACCGAUACCCCUCUCGACUCACAAGGUCGGGAUAUCGAUCUGAACUUUCACUUCCCGGCUCCCUGCGUCCCUCUGAGGUGUGGCACCCGCUGUAAAUUACCCCGCGGACGUGGCCCCAUGAACGCACCUGAGCAUUGAAGUGCACGCACGCAAACUAAGUGGAGGUGAUCGUUAACAGCCCGGCAUCUCGUCAAUGUCAUCAAUGUGCCUGCGCCCUGAAUCUAGAUCGAUAAGAGCUGGGCGCCAUGGGGUAGCCGUGCUUCUCGUGCUUCUCCUCUGCGCCAGCUUGUUCCUCGUGUACAACGGCAGCUUCCACAUCGCUUCCAGGGACGCGAACGACACGCACAUCCGACGGCAUGAGCAGCUGCGGCGGCCCACCGAAGCCCCCGCCCGCGUGGCCGAGCCUCACCCCCCGGUGCUCCAGGGAUACAGCGGCAUCAUCGACCAUAAGCCUCUCAGGAUGCACUGCCAGACCUGCGCCCUGGUGACCAGCUCGGGUCAUCUCGUCGGAGGCGGUCGGGGCGAAGAGAUCGACCGGGCCGAGUGCGUCAUCCGCAUGAACGAUGCCCCGACCGCCAGGGGUUACGCCCGCGACGUUGGCCGCCGCACCUCCCUGCGUGUCAUUGCUCACUCCAGCAUGCAGAGGGUCCUGCGGAGUCGCCAUGAGUUGCUCAACGCCAGCCAAGACACGGUGUUCAUCUUCUGGGGCCCCAGCAGCUACAUGAGGCGCGAUGGGAAGGGCCUGGUGUACAACAACCUGAGGCUGAUGAACCAGGUGCUGCCCAAACUCAAAGUCUACAUCAUCUCUUGGCAGAAGAUGCUGCAGUUUGAUGAGCUCUUCAAGAAGGAGACUGGCAAGGACAGGAGGAUAUCAAAUUCCUGGCUGAGCACCGGCUGGUUCACCAUGACCAUCGCCCUGGAGCUGUGUGAUAGGAUCAAUGUCUAUGGCAUGGUUGCCCCUGACUUCUGCAGGGAGCCUCAGCACAACUCCGUCCCCUACCACUACUACGAGCCUCGUGGUCCGGAUGAGUGCGCCAUGUAUAUUUCCCACGAGCGUGGGCGGCGGGGCAGCCACCACCGCUUCAUCACAGAGAAGCGGGUCUUCGCCAACUGGGCACGGACUUUUGACAUCCACUUCUACCAGCCGGACUGGAGCCCCCCGCCUCUCCCAGCCAACCGGACGCUGGAGGGAACGGUCACAGUAGCACACCUGGUGCCCCACAAGACGUGACCGGUGUUGGGGUGAAGAAAAGGCAUUAGAGAUUCAUGUCAGAAUGACUGAGGAUGGGGUACUGGACCCUUAAUAAUACAUGAAAUAGGCAAGAAAAAUAGUUACCACAGAUGAACAUUUGUCCUGUUGGACAUGUGUUAUGAACAUUUCUCCAGCUCCACCACUGAAACUCCAGCAGUGUGUUUUGUUUACUGAGGUGAACCAGUUCAAAGUUUUACGUCCCUUUUUGAAAUACAUGAGGGCAACAUCCUCACAAACUUCACUCUCAACGCAUGCAGUGUCUUACUGUGGAUCCUCCUGGUCUUUGUGUGUGUCCUGUGUGUGUUGUGUGCGUGUGUGUGUGUGUGCGCAUAUGCAUAUGCUUACCAGAGGGCUCACAGAAGAUACGAGCUGAGUUGGGCUCUCCACAUAGCCUCUGUUGGAUGAAGGCUCUAUGCAGGAUUCACUGCUUACAGCUCAUUGAAGGAAAGAUACCAUUACAAUACUCAUAAGCUAACAAUGUAGUGCUGGAGAAUGUGUGUUGAAUAGUAAUAUUAGUGUAGCCUGGUUUACAUUUGGCUAUUUGAAAGUAUGAAUUAUCACUCUUCAGAUGUUAUAUUCCUCUGCGGUUUUCAAAGAUUCAAGAGGUCAAGUAGAUGAGAUUCUUUAGACUCCUGUGUCAUGCAACAAGGCUCACACUCCUUCAAAGGAGGCAUAUAAAUCACUUCCCUGACUUUCAUUUACACUGCCUCUCAGAUGUGUGCAUUGUAGGCUCACUAAAGUGUCACCCAAGUCAAACUUUGCACUGCAGCAUUUCCUGGCUGAAAGACAAGUGUGCAACAUACACUGAGGUUUUAUCUUGUGCGUGUGCACCUCAUCUGGCCCCAUACGUGUGUGUCAUAACGCUUUGUCAGCUCCUGUCACCAGUUAAUAGUGCGAUUUAUAUAGCUACAAGCUGGAUUUCCAUGUAAAUGCACAGCCAUGUCACACAAGACAAGUGGGAGAUUAAGAUCAAGAGUAGGGAUGUCGCAUCAGCAUCCAUCCUACUAUAUUCAUCUGCUGCCGCUUCUGUGAGCCUGGAUCGCCUCGCAGGAGAAUUACACCGUUUGGAAGAAUACUGGGUUUUCUUUUUUUGUUAAACUAAUGAGUAUGUGAUCUGUCACACUCUCCUCU
Messenger RNA from Xiphias gladius (swordfish), 2617 nucleotides. RefSeq names its product ST6 (alpha-N-acetyl-neuraminyl-2,3-beta-galactosyl-1,3)-N-acetylgalactosaminide alpha-2,6-sialyltransferase 5a (gene st6galnac5a). Lineage: Eukaryota; Metazoa; Chordata; Actinopteri; Istiophoriformes; Xiphiidae. Gene Ontology annotation, biological process: ganglioside biosynthetic process; oligosaccharide metabolic process. Gene Ontology annotation, molecular function: alpha-N-acetylgalactosaminide alpha-2,6-sialyltransferase activity. Bases 428 to 1465 code for a protein of 345 amino acids. The transcript has 5 exons. The record is from RefSeq and is a predicted model, not a curated record.